AUGGCCAAUUCUUCUUCAACCAAUCUUGAAAGCACUCAAGACUUCCCUCCUUUCCUCCGCAUCUACAAAAAUGGCAUCAACCCCGUAGCAAUCGCCUACGACGCCCUCAAAUGGGUCGCCUCUCAUUCCGAUGGAGGCGGCCCAGAGCAAUGGCUCAACGAUCAUGCGGACUGUAGCUCUGUGUUUCUGGUAGGGAACAGCGCAGGGGCCAACAUAGUCCACCGAGUGGCAAUAAGGAAGCGGUUCUGGAAGCUAGAUUGCCCGACUUCAACGGAAGGGCUGGAUGACCCGUAUUUGAACCCGGCUUUCGACCCGGACAUGGCCCGGUUGGGGUGUUCGAAGGUGCUUGGUAUGUUGGCGGGGAAGGAUUUAUUGAGGGAGAGAGGGAAGUAUUACUGCGAGUUGUUGAAGGCGAGCGAGUGGGAAGGAAAGAUUUGCUCCUUCAUAAAUAAUUAG
Messenger RNA from Linum trigynum, 456 nucleotides. NCBI's taxonomy places the organism in Eukaryota, Viridiplantae, Streptophyta, Magnoliopsida, Malpighiales, Linaceae. The record is from the annotation of a GenBank genome assembly.